AUGUCUAAUCUUAAGCAUCAAUUUAAAAUUCUAAGCAUAACUGGGGAGAACUUCAUAACCUGGAACAACAAUUUAAUAGAGUACCUUUCAUGUGAGGGACUUAACAAAAUCCUUGAAGGAGACAAUUCUGGAAAAACAACAGAUGACCCAGAAGAAAUGGAAAAGAAAAAGUCAAAAGUGAACAGAAUAAUAAAGCACCAUCUUGACGAUGGAUUGCAAACAGAAUACUCAAAUGCUAAAGAUCCCAAGAUUUUAUGGGACAAAAUUAAAGCAAUAUUUGGACAUCAGAAGAAAAUUAUAGCAAAGCUAGAAUUUUGUGGCAAAACUAUAAAUGAAAAAGAAAAGUUGGAAAAAACUUUUUCAACUUUUCAUGCAUCUCAGGUAUUAUUGCAACAACAAUAUAGAAUGAGGGAAUACACUGAGUAUUUUGAUUUAGUUGCAGCCCUUCUGGUGGUAGAACAAAAUAACGAGCUCCUUAUAAAAAACCACCAGGCACGACCCACAGGAACAAUGUCAUAUCCUGAAAUUAAUGCCAAGAUCUUUAAUCGUGGGCGCGGUGGCUUUAAUCGUCUUAAGAGACGUGGUGGUCAUGUUCGUUCUGAUGGUAACAAUGGUCAUGCUCGUUCUGAUGGUCAAAAUCAAGGAGGAUAUCAUGGUUGA
Molecule: messenger RNA, 660 nt
Organism: Vicia villosa (hairy vetch)
Lineage: Eukaryota; Viridiplantae; Streptophyta; Magnoliopsida; Fabales; Fabaceae
Exons: 2
Coding region: 1-660 (219 amino acids)
Source: RefSeq, a predicted model, not a curated record